AUGCCCUACCCCUGCGCCCCCUUCCCCCCCCGCUCCUCCCCCUGCUCCUCUCCCCUUCCAGACGGACAAAGCAACACUGCAAGGAGAGGUGGUGGACGUGUUGCGAGCGCUGCACGCGGAGAGACGUGUUUCCCACCACCUACCAUCCCUCCACCCCCCUUCUCCCUGCUCCCCCCUACCCAGACUGACAAAGCAACACUCCUAGGCGAGGUGGUGGACGUGCUACGAGCGCUGCACGCGGAGGGGGAGGCGACAGAGAGGGAGAGGCGAUUGAUGGGCACUUUAACUCAUCCCCCCUGUUUCGCCUGCCCUCCGGCCCCUCUUUCUGGGCCCUCCCCUUUUUCUCCCAUUCAGACCGACAAGGCAACCUUGCUGGGAGAGGUGGUGGACGUGUUACGAGCGCUGCAUGCAGAGAGUCACGCAGAGGGGGAGGCAGAAGGGGAAGGGGAGGGGGGAGCAGGGGGGGGGAUGCGGGGGAAGGGGUUCGGAGCGGUACCGAGUGAUGUGGAUGUUUUAGAGGUGGAGGAGGUGGUGGUAGGUACGGCGGGGGAGGAGGGGGUGAGGGAGGGCGGUGGGGCGGAACGGGGGGAAGGGGAAGAAGGGGGAGGAAGGGAGGAAGGGGCGGAAAGUGGGGAAGGCCGUGGGGAAGGGAGUGGCGGAGGGAGGAGAAACGGUGGGGGGAAGAGGGGGGGAAGCUGUGUGGGUGGGGAGGAGGGCGGAGGGGGGAAGAGGAGGAAGGGGGAGUGCGGGGAGGAGUGGGGUGGCGGAGGGGGAGGAGAGGGGGAAGGGAGGAGGGGAGGAGGCGAGAGGAGAGGGGUGGAGAGGGAAGAGGGAGAAAGGGGAGGGGGAGAGGAGCUGAUUCGGUUUGUGGUAUCAUUUGCUCGGCUCAUGAUGACCGGAAGGGGAGGGGGAGAGGAGCUGAUUCGGUUUGUGGCAUCAUGUGAGGAUCAUCCGGACCUGCUGGCUUCACUCAAGAAGGCAAUAGAUGUCCUUCGUCUGCAUGUUCGGGCACUGGAAACAGCUUCUUGCAGCAACCGAGUAACUCACCAGAUGCUUCUCUCCAGAGACCCUCCUCCUGAAACCGAUGAGCUGCUGCACUCCUCCCGUCCCUCCUCUCUCUCUCCUCUCCCCUCCUCCUCUUCCCAUUCCGCCCCUGCUGGUGGUAGCAGCCCGCUCAAUUCGGGGGGGUUGGGAGCGGUGGAGAAGGGUGGCAGCAGCGGUAGCAGGGAGAGGGAGAGGGAGAGGGAGAAGGGUGGGGCAGAUUGGAGGAAGAAGGGCAGGAAGGAGCCUACGGUGGAAGUUAUUCGGGCAGCUUUGCGGGCAGCUGUGGAGAGGGCGCGGGCAGCAGCGGCUGUGACUGGUGCUGUGGCUGGUGGGGAGACAGCAGAAUCAGCAGGAGCAGCAGCACCUAACGCAGCAGCAGGAGCAACAUCAUCGCUUGCAGCAGCAGCAGCAGCAGCAGCAGCAGCAGCAGCAGCAGCAGCAGCAGCAGCAGCAGCAGCAGCAGCAGCAGCAGCAGCAGCAGCAGCAGCAGCAGCAGCAGCAGCAGCAGCAGCAGCAGCAGCAGCAGCAGCAGCAGCAGCAGCAGCAGCAGCAGCAGCAGCAGCAGCAGCAGCAGCAGCAGCAGCAGCAGCAGCAGCAGCAGCAGCAGCAGCAGCAGCAGCAGCAGCAGCAGCAGCAGCAGCAGCAGCAGCAGCAGCAGCAGCAGCAGCAGCAGCAGCAGCAGCAGCAGCAGCAGCAGCAGCAGCAGCAGCAGCAGCAGCAGCAGCAGCAGCAGCAGCAGCAGCAGCAGCAGCAGCAGCAGCAGCAGCAGCAGCAGCAGCAGCAGCAGCAGCAGCAGCAGCAGCAGCAGCAGCAGCAGCAGCAGCAGCAGCAGCAGCAGCAGCAGCAGCAGCAGCAGCAGCAGCAGCAGCAGCAGCAGCAGCAGCAGCAGCAGCAGCAGCAGCAGCAGCAGCAGCAGCAGCAGCAGCAGCAGCAGCAGCAGCAGCAGCAGCAGCAGCAGCAGCAGCAGCAGCAGCAGCAGCAGCAGCAGCAGCAGCAGCAGCAGCAGCAGCAGCAGCAGCAGCAGCAGCAGCAGCAGCAGCAGCAGCAGCAGCAGCAGCAGCAGCAGCAGCAGCAGCAGCAGCAGCAGCAGCAGCAGCAGCAGCAGCAGCAGCAGCAGCAGCAGCAGCAGCAGCAGCAGCAGCAGCAGCAGCAGCAGCAGCAGCAGCAGCAGCAGCAGCAGCAGCAGCAGCAGCAGCAGCAGCAGCAGCAGCAGCAGCAGCAGCAGCAGCAGCAGCAGCAGCAGCAGCAGCAGCAGCAGCAGCAGCAGCAGCAGCAGCAGCAGCAGCAGCAGCAGCAGCAGCAGCAGCAGCAGCAGCAGCAGCAGCAGCAGCAGCAGCAGCAGCAGCAGCAGCAGCAGCAGCAGCAGCAGCAGCAGCAGCAGCAGCAGCAGCAGCAGCAGCAGCAGCAGCAGCAGCAGCAGCAGCAGCAGCAGCAGCAGCAGCAGCAGCAGCAGCAGCAGCAGCAGCAGCAGCAGCAGCAGCAGCAGCAGCAGCAGCAGCAGCAGCAGCAGCAGCAGCAGCAGCAGCAGCAGCAGCAGCAGCAGCAGCAGCAGCAGCAGCAGCAGCAGCAGCAGCAGCAGCAGCAGCAGCAGCAGCAGCAGCAGCAGCAGCAGCAGCAGCAGCAGCAGCAGCAGCAGCAGCAGCAGCAGCAGCAGCAGCAGCAGCAGCAGCAGCAGCAGCAGCAGCAGCAGCAGCAGCAGCAGCAGCAGCAGCAGCAGCAGCAGCAGCAGCAGCAGCAGCAGCAGCAGCAGCAGCAGCAGCAGCAGCAGCAGCAGCAGCAGCAGCAGCAGCAGCAGCAGCAGCAGCAGCAGCAGCAGCAGCAGCAGCAGCAGCAGCAGCAGUUGGGGGAAGAGGAGCAGACAGAGACUCGUGUGAAUUCGUUGAUUCGGCUGCAGCAGCUGCAGAUGCAGCAGCGGUUUCGACAGCACCAGCAGAUGCUUCUGCGGCAGAAGCAGCAGCAGCAGCAGCAACAACAGCAACAACAGCAGCAGCAACAGCAGCAACAGCAGCAACAGCAGCAGCAGCAGCAGCAGCAGCAACAGUCUUUGGACUCUCUUUCGAAAUCCUUUUGAGCUGA
This is a messenger RNA of Closterium sp. Yama58-4, 3120 nucleotides long. The record is from the annotation of a GenBank genome assembly. NCBI's taxonomy places the organism in Eukaryota, Viridiplantae, Streptophyta, Zygnematophyceae, Desmidiales, Closteriaceae.